UAACAACACGUCCCAGAAAUCAAGAAUCCGGAUCUCAUCUCAUCUCAUCUCACCAAGAAAAAAACGGGAUCGAAAUCACGAUUGAGGAAAAAGAAAAAUGGUCGAACGCACUCACGAACGCACUCAAUCCAAUGAGGAAGGAAAUUUGACCCCGCUGCACUGUAAGCAACGUGAGCAGAGGGGUGGUACUGCUGUUCUUUCGGGAAUUCUCGGUUCCUGCUGUGCUCUGUCCUCGGUGAUGGAUGGAGACGUGUUUGUUUACUUCUUGGCGAGCAAGGAUUGCGCGAUGUCACGGGAUGGGUGAUCGACGUUUGACAGCUCGAGUCGAGCUCGAAUUUCGCCAUCAUCAGCUUCGAUGGAACAUCUCAUUGUUCUAUUCCAAGCUUGAACAUUUGAAAGCUUCCUUUUUACAUUCCUUCCAUCUCCCAACUCACACUCUUUCUUCUCAUUUCCAUUUUCCAUCUCUCAUCAUCUCAUCUCCUUCUGACAGCAACCGUUGCCCAGCCAUAACCCUCCCCGUCAAGUCCCCAUUGCCCUGCAUGCAGCAACAGUCACCUCGCCUCGUUUCAGCACCCAGCAAGCAGCUGCAGAAAAGAAACCCCGGAAGAAACCUCACCACUCACUCACUUCCCUUCAAAUCCAGGCCAGGCCAGGGUAGCUUUUUUCCUCGUACCCCGCCAACGGAGCUCUACCAAAGAAGGUAGAGGACGUCAAUGCGGCAGCUUACUCGAAUCCGAAUCCUUC
Mollisia scopiformis is the source of this 744-nucleotide messenger RNA. RefSeq lists its product as uncharacterized. The record is from RefSeq and is a predicted model, not a curated record. The coding region runs from base 243 to 704 and encodes 153 amino acids. Lineage: Eukaryota; Fungi; Ascomycota; Leotiomycetes; Helotiales; Mollisiaceae. The transcript has a single exon.